AUGAAGACAAAAUUAACUGGUAAAAUUAAAAUCGACGAAAAAACAAAUACUAUUAGCUUUUUAUUAAAGGAUGUCAACAGUGGUAUUAUUAGAGUUAUGAAUAUUGGUAAUUUUAGAAACCCAGAAAAGCAAAAACAAUUUAGUGAAAGAACAGGAGAAAAUAUCCCAACCGAUGGCUGGGUAGUUGGAAUGUACGAAGUUUUAUGCCAUGUCCAUAUAAAUAUGAAAGAACUCUCUUUGACUUUAACAUUUGAACAUGACAACUAUGAAAUUAUGAAGAGAUUAUCAAAAGCAUUAAAAGGUAGAUUGUCCCAAAAUGAAAUAACAGGUAAAUAUAAAAAAUCAUAUAAAGUGACAAUAGAUCCACCAAUCGAGCCACCAAAACCUAAACCAGCUAGAGAAUCAGAUUUUUAUAAUAAGCAAUAUCAAGAUGAAAAAUUAAAUAUUUGGAAACAUUUUAUUAAAGAAUAUGAUAGAAUAACAAAGGAAGAAAGAGAAAAUGAAGAUAAUGAAGAUGACGAAGAAUAUGAAGAUUAUGAAAACAAUGAAGACAUUGAAGAUUAUGAGGAUAGCAAACAAAGAUAA
This is a messenger RNA of Dictyostelium purpureum, 585 nucleotides long. RefSeq lists its product as uncharacterized. The transcript is spliced from 4 exons. Bases 1 to 585 code for a protein of 194 amino acids. Lineage: Eukaryota; Evosea; Eumycetozoa; Dictyosteliales; Dictyosteliaceae. The record is from RefSeq and is a predicted model, not a curated record.